ACGCGCCUCGCGCCGGCGACCACCACCACCCAAGAACACGCGCCUCGCCGCCGCUGCUAACCGGCCGAUACCUUCCUUCCUCCCUCCCUCCCUUCCUCGGCCUGCAAUUCCCGCGCGCCAGUUCCGCCUCCCCUUCGUUCGGCCCAGCCCUCGUGCCUGCCCCAGCAACAGCGAUCCAUCCAUGGAGUCGUGCCAAUUAGUACGGGCAGAGGAGGCCUCUGGUAGCGGCAGGAUGGAGGCGGAGGAGGAGGCCUUCUUCGACACGUGCCAGGAACUGCUGCCGUGGCCGGCGCCCAGCCCGGCUCCGGCAUUGCCGUGGUCAUCGGGCGGCCUCGACAGCGUGCGAGACAGGAAGGAGCGCUUCUUCAGAAGCAUGGGCCUCGAGUGUGGCCCGAGCCCCAGGCAGGCGGAUCCCGUGACUGCCGCGGGCGAGGUGGAGAAGAAGCACGAGGAGGAGGCCGUGCCGGAGUCUGGGAGGUUGUCGUCGCACUCGGAGGACAACGACUGCUCCAUGUCGAGUUGGUCCACGGAGGAGACAACCAGCUACGACGAGGGCGGCGCGUCCGACGACAAUUCCGUCGGUGGAUCCAGCAAGGAUGAUGGCAGCAAGGUCAGCCGGAGCUCCAGUUCGUUCUCGUUUAUCCGGAGGCUUAUGAGCCGAAAUGGCAAGCCUUCCGGUGCUCCGAGGACAGUUGAGAGGAGGAGAAGCGGAUGGCUGGAGAGGCUGGGCGUGGCGGUCUGUGCUGUGGAUCAUGGGGCGGAUGAACCUAGCACCAGCUCCUCUGACAGCGAGCAGAUUCAUGGUGGAAGGUAUGAGAGAGUUAAGGUCCGAUCCUACCGGAAGCGGUCCAAGGAAUUGUCUGCUGUGUACCAAGGCCAGGUGAUCAAGGCUCACGAAGGUGCCAUCUUGACGAUGAAGUUCAGUCCUGAUGGGCAGUUCCUCGCAAGCGGCGGCGAAGACGGAGUGGUCCGGAUUUGGGGUGUUUCGCAGUCCGAUGAAUGCAAAAUUCCUCUGGAUGACCCCUCUUGUGUCUACCUCAAAGCACGACGCAAGUAUGGGUUAGCGCCCGUGAGCAUCGACAAUGAGAAGCUGCGCAAAUCCAAGAGCAUGGGUAUGAAGAAAACUGGAGAGUCUGCCUGCAUCGUGAUUCCAACAAUGGUUUUCCAGAUUUCAGAGGAGCCAUUGCAUGAGUUCUAUGGGCAUUCUGCUGAUGUAUUGGAUCUGUCCUGGUCAAACAACAAGCAUCUGUUGUCAGCUUCAACAGACAAAACUGUCCGCCUGUGGGAAAUUGGAUGUGCAAACUGCAUCAGAGUUUUCCCGCAUAACAAUUUUGUGACUUGUGUCCAUUUUAAUCCGACGGACGACAAUUGCUUCAUCACGGGAUCCAUUGACGGCAAAGUUCGUGUAUGGGACAUAACUAAAUGCAGCGUUGUGGACUGGGCAGAUGUUAGAGACAUAGUUACAGCGGUCUGUUACCGACCUGAUGGAAAGGGUGUAGUGGUUGGAACGAUUACUGGAAAUUGUCGCUUUUAUGACGCAUCGGACGACCUGCUGCGGUUGGAAACACAGAUCGCACUCAGUGGCAAAAAAUCCUCUUUGAAGAGAAUCACAAGUUUUCAGUUCUGUCCAAACAACCCAAGUAAACUGAUGGUAACAUCUGCUGACUCCAAGAUCAGAAUGCUGGAUGGAACCAAUGUGAUUCAGAAUUACAGUGGACUCCGAAGUGGUUCAUGCCAGAUGUCAGCAUCGUUCACACCAGACGGGGAGCACAUAGUUUCUGCUAGUGAAGACUCUAACAUCUAUGUCUGGAACCGUGACAACCAAGACGACUCUGUAUGGCGACAAGCGAAAACCACAUAUUCCUCAGAGCGCUUCCUAUCCAACGAUGCAGCCAUUGCGAUACCAUGGCAUGGCACAAAACCAAGAAGCCAUGUUUCUUUGGCCUCUCACAUCCAAUUCAAGUACAAUUCGAGCAACAGUUUUCCGUCAAGAUCCGCUGCUCCUGGCAUUUUCAACCUCAACCAGGAGUUGUUCGCCGAGCCCUCAUGCAAAGGGGCGGCGGCGGCGACUUGGCCAGAGGAAAUGCUACCGUCCGGCUCGAUCGGCGCAAGUUUGGACGAGUCGCGGUACAAGCUUCUGAGGAACUGCUCCCAGAGCACCACGAACUCCUGGGGCCGGGUGAUCGUGACCGCAGGAUGGGAUGGCAGGAUCAGGUCGUUCCAGAAUUACGGCCUGCCGGUGCAUCAGUGACCGGUUCAUCCAGAGCGCUUGGUGAAGGCAAGUAAACGGGCAGCAUUGGCGCCUCUCACAUGGCCGGCCAUGAAGAAAAGCACCCGUGCAGCACCCAGCUAUGGCGCUGGACCAGCGCGUGUGUGCGGUUUCUUGGUACAAGACAUCACAUGCCCGGCGCUCCUGCUGCUGAAUCGCGCAUGGACCAGGACCAGUGCGUGCUUGUACACAUAAUCAACAGGGUGGUCCUUCGAGAUCUCUUCAUCAGCGGUUGUUGUUGUUGUUCGUGGCAGGCCCUGUAGCUAUUAGCUCGCUAGCUUUGUACCACCCCUUUUUUUGUAGAGAUCUUUCAGUCUAGAUCAGAUUUGUUCUUUGCCCUUUUUAUCUCGAUUGCUCCAUUGAUUGAUGUGUCGCGGAAGUGUUAGCACAAGUUGAGUGUAAAUUCUCCUCCUCCCCCUGAAUUUGGGGAAUUUGUGGGAGGGAGCCUGACGGAACUGUCGGAUACAUGUGUUUCGUCCGGUCCGAGUAUACGAAAAAUUCCUUCAUUUGUUCA
Hordeum vulgare subsp. vulgare (domesticated barley) is the source of this 2783-nucleotide messenger RNA. Its product is annotated as WD repeat-containing protein 44-like. The record is from RefSeq and is a predicted model, not a curated record. NCBI's taxonomy places the organism in Eukaryota, Viridiplantae, Streptophyta, Magnoliopsida, Poales, Poaceae. The transcript is spliced from 7 exons. Bases 182 to 2251 code for a protein of 689 amino acids. Gene Ontology annotation, molecular function: protein binding.